Messenger RNA from Brassicogethes aeneus, 1662 nucleotides. NCBI's taxonomy places the organism in Eukaryota, Metazoa, Arthropoda, Insecta, Coleoptera, Nitidulidae. The record is from the annotation of a GenBank genome assembly.
AGAUCGUUGACAUUUGUCAUUAUAAACGUCAAAAAUGGCCGGUGUCUGACGUGUCGGGUGUUUAUAUAUAUUAAAAUGAGGGCUGUUUACGGUUAUUUACUGACGACAUUGUUUUUCGCGUUUAUUUUAAAGUCAAUUUACAGUUUGAUAAGCAUUUACCAAGCUCCGACGUGUAAUAGCGAUGAGGUUUGCUACAAUUCCAUCCUAAACAAAAAUCCUAACCUAGAUUUGUUUGUUUUUAUUUCCGAUAAUUCGCGUUCAGGCAACUAUGAUUUGGUUUUUAGUGAGAAUAAGUUCGAUUUCAGAAAGAACUUUGAAAGAGAGAUUUCCAUCGAGUUGUCGAAAACAUCAAGAAAUAACGGCAGCAUAUUCUUGCAUUCUGUGAUACUUCCAAGUAAAAAGCGUACGAAACCUUCCCUACAUGAAUUAGCUAACGAAAAGGAAUCAACAUACGUUAGAAGUUAUCUCACACGAUAUGCCAUUCCGGCAAGCGCUACAUUCAACUUACUCCGCGAAUCGGGUAAAAAUGAGGUUAUAAAACCGGUGUCUCACUUAAGAUCGCGAUAUUACAUCCUCAUGCUGACAGAGGAGCUGAAUUUACCUCACACGAACAUACCACCAGAGUUCUUAAAUUUUUUCCGAGUUAGCUCAAAACGUGAAUUUUUGCCCAUUGUGCAAGAGGACAGCCUGCAGAUGAGGCUGAAGGAUUUGGAAGAGAUCACUAUGAGUACCAGAGAGGCUAAGUUUUUGUACAGUUAUAAUCCUGCUUCGUUGGGAAAAAUGCGGUUUUUACUGCAAAUAAAAGCCACUUUGGUGCAGUUUAUGACUCUGGGGUUCACGGAAAAAGAUGUCGAUGAAGUUAAGGGGGUUUUCGCAGAUACAAAUUUGUACUUGCUGUGUGCUACAGUUUUUAUUGGGAGUGUGCAUUUGCUGCUUGAUUUUCUUUCCUUCAAAAGUGAUGUUAGUUUUUGGAAAUCGCAGACUUCAAUGGCAGGAUUAUCCUCGAGGACAGUUUUGUGGAGGGCUUUUUCCCAAACUAUUAUAUUUUCAUAUUUGCUUGAUGAAGGUACGUCUCUUUUGGUGUUGAUACCGAGCGGAAUUGCUACACUAAUUGAGUUUUGGAAAGUGAGCAAAGUCCUGAAGACGACCGUUUCGUGGAACGGCGGAUUUUCUUUUAGCAAGGAAACCAACGAAAGUGAAGAGGAAAAGAUGACGAGGAAAUACGAUGAAGAGUGCAUGAAAUAUUUGAGUUAUCUGUUGUACCCUCUUUGUCUAGCUGCGGCUGUAUAUUCCUUGAUUUACCAGCCACACAAAAGUUGGUAUUCGUGGACAAUAAACAGCCUCGUUAAUGGGGUUUACGCCUUCGGGUUUUUGUUUAUGCUACCCCAACUAUUUAUUAACUACAGGUUAAAAUCUGUAGCAGCCCUGCCUUGGAGAGCGUUCACGUACAGGGCGUUCAACACUUUCAUAGACGAUAUUUUUGCGUUUAUUAUCACCAUGCCAACUGCACAUAGAUUGGCGUGUUUCAGGGAUGAUAUUAUCUUCCUUGUUUAUCUCUACCAAAGAUGGUUGUAUCCCGUGGAUAAGACCCGUACCGAUGACCCUAGAGCUACAGAAACUGCUGAAGAAAGUAAAAAGAAGAAAUAAAUAUUCUAUGUAUUA